AUGGAUAGCUCACGAAAUCUUACUGAUCACUUACCAUUGCGUGCAAAAUCACCCAUACGCUCACCGGUUUCCUUAUUAUCUUUCGUCACCACUGAUGCGGUAUCCAGAGACAAUUCAAGACAUACUGAUAAGUCCAGUCCUCCGCACUUGGAUGUUGCAUCUUUCCUGCGAACAUGCUCACCGUUCAGAAUUGCGACGUAUAGUUUGCGCACUCUGAUGCGCACAGGUCAACGAGGUGGACCAGAAAGGACCUUGAAGAAGGCCUGCAGUACUUCGUCAGAUUCAGUAGGUGUUGAAACUGAUUUUGGAGCUGGAAUCCCGUUGUAUGCAAGAUGCUUUUACAGAAUCAAAAGUAUGUGGCAAGAAAGCACCUUCCGUUUCAAACGAGUGGACUGGAAUACAACGGGUAAUACCUACAAUCUCAGUGACUGUCGGAAAAGCGUAGAAUAUAUUCCAACCUGUGGCAUGGACGAAGCCAGUGUACUCAUGGCAUUUCAUUUGCAUUCUUCGUUCAAAUACAAUUCCUUUUUAUUACUAGUGAAGUAA
Molecule: messenger RNA, 546 nt
Organism: Fasciola hepatica (liver fluke)
Lineage: Eukaryota; Metazoa; Platyhelminthes; Trematoda; Plagiorchiida; Fasciolidae
Source: the annotation of a GenBank genome assembly